GUGGGUGUAAGUGUUGAUCAGCCUCACUGCUUGGGGAAAAUGACUGUUUCUGUGUCUGGGAGUGGAGGGGUGGGUCAGUGGGUGGAGGUGUUGAUCAGCCUCACUGCUUGGGGAAAGUGACUGUUUCUGAGUCUGGGAGUGGAGGGGUGGGUCUGUGGGUGGAGGUGUUGAUCAGCCUCACUGCUUGGGGAAAGUGACUCUUUGAAUCCAGUAUCUUGGUGUGGAUUCUAUGAAGCCCCGACUCUGAUGGCAGUGGGACAAACGGGGUGGGUACGGAAAACGUACUGCACAAUACCUGCCCUUCAGCCUAUGAAGUUGUGCCCAGCAGGCGAUCGGACAUUCCAGAGGGCAAUCUGCAUCGGGAGCAGCGCACCGCAGAUGAAAUCAAAGUUCAGAAGGGGCAAGCGGGCAGCAUUGUUUGGGAGCCGCAAGCUUUUUGCCUCAAGAGGCUGAUGCCAGAGAAACAGUUUAGGAGAUUUGGACUUUGAUGCCCAUUGGACAGUGCGGGCUGGAUAGAAGAUAUGACAGUGUGCUGCUCCUCCAGGUGGAUGUGGGUAUUCAUGGAACCUGAUAGUCUCCCUGAUUAUUACACUUGUAGGAAGUUUCUGAAAGACCGAAUGAAGGAGCUGGAGCUGGUGUUGGACAAAUAUAGAAUAAUCCAGGAGGCAGAGUAUAAACUUUAACCACACCAGCUUAAAGACCGUGUUCCCUAAAUUCCUGCAAUAUGUGGAUUUCAAAACCAGGAGAGACAACACACUGGACUUUGUUUAUACCAACACCCCACAGGCAUACAAAGCAGCCCCCCCGCCCCCAUCCUGGCCACUCUGACCACACAUCUCUCAUGUUAACAUCAGCAUAUAAACCACUGCUUAACCGUGUGAGAGCAGAGAAAAGACAGGUAAGGGUCUGGCCAAACGGAGCAGCCUCAGCACUACAGGACUGUUUUUUGCACACAGACUGGGACAUAUUCAAGACAGCAGCCUCCUAUGAUGACCAUACAGACAUUGAGUAUGCUGAGACAGUAAUCAGCUACAUUGCCAAAUGCAUGGAGGAUGUCACUGUGAUAAAAACCUUCACCGCACGUGGUUAUAAAAAGCCAUGGAUGACAACAGAGGUGCGUUCACUACUGAAGGCCCGUGACACAGCCCACAGAUCGGGGGACAGGUGUGCGCUUCACUCAGCCAGGACUGCGCUUUCACUGGGGAUCAGGAAAGCGAAAAGGGCCUACGCGGGCAAAAUACAUGGACACUUCUGUGACACAGGUGACACCAGACGGAUGUGGCAGGGAAUUAAAGCUCUGGCAGACUACAAGAUCAGGCAGAAAACUGAUGACAGCGACGCCUCUCUUCCUAGCAGGCUUAACAAAUUCUUUGUAUGCUUCAGAGCACCAAACACCACAGCAAGGGGGAGAGCCAGUCCCUUCUUACCAUCUAACCAACCGGCUCCAAUAAUUGAUUCAGAGCAAACACGGAGGGUCAACCCAGGAAAAGCGGGAGGUCCCGACAACAUCCCUGGACGUGUGCUCAAGGAAUGUGCUGACGCAUUAGCAGAUGUCCUGACAGACAUUUUCAACAUCUCCCUUAGUCAAGCCACUGUCCCCAGAUGCUUCAAAACCUCCACAAUCAUCCCUGUAGCAAAGAAAUCAGCUGUAGCCUGUCUGAAUGAUUACCGUCCCGUUGCCCUGACCCCCGUAGUGAUGAAAUGUUUCGAACGGCUUGUCAAACCUCAUAUCACAGCCAGCCUCCCCUCAUCGCUGGAUCCUCUACAGUUUGCUUAUCGUCCAAAUCGCUCUACGGAGGACGCAAUAUCCACCACACUGCGCACAGUUCUCUCUCACUUGGACAACAAAGGCACUUGUGCCAGAAUCCUGUACCUUGAUUUCAGUUCAGCGUUCAAUACCAUCAUCCCGCAGAGACUAGUGGGGAAACUGUCGCUGCUUGGCCUUAACGCUGCCAUGUGUCACUGGAUUCUGGGUUGCUUGACAGAGAGACCACAGUCAGUCCGUGUUGGCAGGAACAUCUCUGACUCCAUCACACUGAGCACUGGAUCCCCACAAGGCUGUUUACACUGCUAACACAUGACUGUGCUUGGAUUGUUGGAACCUUUUCUGGGGAAGUGGUGACUGGAGGGAACCAAUAUCCUGAUGGGGAUGUUUGAGAAAUGCUCUUCGGGAGGGUUUAAACUAGAUUUGUAGGGAACCAAAGUGAAGAGGCAGAGGUUGGCACACAAGUAGAGGCAGCUCGGAAGGAGUUUAUGAGGAAGGAUGGGCUGAUGAUGGAGCAAAGAACCACUCAGCCUGGUGGUUUGACAUGCACCUACUUUAAUACGAGGAGUAUCAUGACCAAGGCGGAUGAACUUAGAGUAUAGAUCAAUAUGUGGAACUAUGACAUUAUGGCCAUUACAGAGACUUGGAUGUCUCGGGGGCAGGAGUGGCUGCUGAGUGUGCCAAGCUUUAGAUGUUUCAGUAAGGAUGGAGGGAGGCAGAAGAGGUGCGGGAGUGUAUCAUAGCUGCAGAAAAGGAGGAAGUCAUGGAGGGAUUGUCCACUGAGUCAUUGUGGGUGGAAGUCAGAAACAGGAAGGGGGCAAUAACUCGACUAGGUAUUUUUUAUAGACCCCCCCCCCCAAUAGUACCAGGGACAUCGGGCUGCAAAUAGGUAGGCAGAUUCUGGAGGGGUGCAAUAAUCUUAUAUUCUAUACCUCUAGGAAUGAAUGCCAACAUUGCAUUCACCUCCUUCACUAUCGACUCAUCCUGGAGGUUAACCCUUAGGGUAUCCUGCAUUGGAUUAGAUGGACCCCAGGCUACUGUGGGAAGCGAGGGAGGAGAUUGCUGAGGCUCGGGCAAUGAUUUUUGCAUCAUCAAUAGCGAUGGGAGAAGUACCAAAGGAUUGGAAAGUUCCCUUGUUCAAGAACGGGAGCAGAGACAACCCAGGAAGUUAUAGACCAGUGAGUCUUACUUCAGUGGUGGGCAAGUUUUGGAGAAGACCCUGAGAUCAUAAGACCAUAACAUAUAGGAGCAGAAGUAAGCCAUUCAGCCCAUUGAGUCUGUUCCACCAUUCAAUCAUGUGUUGAUUUAAUUCUUCCAGUCAUCCCUGCUCCCCUGCUUUCCCCCAUAUACUUUGAUGCCCUGGCUAAUCAAGAAUCUAUCCAUCUCUGCCUUAGAUACACCCAAUGACUUGGCCACUACAGCCGCUCGUGACAACAAAUUCCACAGAUUUACCACCCUCUGACCAAAGUAAUUUCUCUGCAUCGCAGUUCUAAAAUGACGUCCUUCAACCCUGGGGUCGUGCCCUAGAAUCCCCUACCAUGGGAAAUAACUUUGCCAUAUCUAAUCUGUUUAUGCCUUUUAACAUUUGGAAUGUUUCUAUGAGUCCCUCCUCAUUCUCCUGAACUCCAGGGAAUACAGCCCAAGAGCUGCCAGACGUUCCUCAUACGGUAACCCUUUCAUUUCUGGAAUCAGUCUCAUGAAUCUUCUCUGAACUCUCUCCAAUGUCAGUAUAUCCUUUUGAAAAUAAGGAGCCCAAAACUGCACACAAUACUUAAAGUGUGGUGUCACAAGUGCCUUAUGGAGCCUCAACAUCACAUCCCUGCUCUUAUAUUCUAUACCUCUAGAAAUGAAUGCCAAUAUUGCAUUUGCCUCCUGCACCACCGACUCAACCUGGAGAUUAACCUUUAGUGUAUCCUGUACGAGGACUCCCAAGUCCCUUUGCAUCUCUGCAUUUUGAAUUCUCUCCCCAUCUAAAUAAUAGUCUGCCUGUUUAUUUCUUUCACCAAAGUGCAUGACCAUACGCUUUCCAACAUUGUAUUUCAUUUGCCACUUCUUUGCCCAUUCCCCUAAACUAUCUAAGUCUCUCUGCAAGUUCUCUGUUUCCUCAACACUACCCCCUCCACCUAUCUUUGUAUCUUCGGCAAAAUUAGCCACAAAUCCCUUAAUACUGUAGUCCAAAUCAUUGACAUACAUCGUAAAAAGUAACAGUCCCAAUACCGACCCCUGUGGAACUCCACUGGUAACCGGCAGCCAGCCAGAAUAGGAUCCCUUUAUUCCCACUCUCUGGUUUCUGCCGACCAGCCAAUGCUCCACCCACGCUAGUAACUUCCCUGUAACUCCAUGGGCUCUUAUCUUGCUAAGCAGCCUCAUGUGUGGCACCUUGUCAAAGGCCUUCUGAAAAUCCAAAUACACCACGUCUACGGCACCUCCUUUGUCUACCCUGCUUGUAAUUGCAGUAGGUUUGUCAGGCAAGAUUUUCCUUUCGGGAAACCAUGCUGGCUUUGGCCUAUCUUGUCAUGUGCCUCCAGGUACUCUGUCGUCUCAUCCUAACAAUUGAUUCCAACAACUUCCCAACCACUGAUGUCAGGCUAACAGGUCUAUAGUUUCCUUUCUGCUGUCUCCCACCCUUCUUAAAUAGCGGAGUAACAUUUGCAAUUUUCCAGUCAUCUGGUACAAUACCAGAAUCUAUCAACCUUGAAAGAUCAUCAUUAAUGCCUCUGCAAUCUCUCCAGCUACUUCAUUCAGAACCCAAGGGGGCAUUCCAUCUGGUCCAGGAGAUUUAUCCACCCUCAGACCAUUGAGCUUCCUGAGCACCUUCUCAGUUGUAAUAGUCACCGCACAAACUUCACUUCCCUGACACUCUUGAAUGUCCGGUAUACAACAGACGUCUUCCACUGUGAAGACUGAUGCAAAAUACACAUUCAGUUCCUCUGAGAGGCAGGAAUUAUGAGCAUUUGGAGAGACAUAAUAAGAUCAGGGAUAGUCAGCAUGGCUUUGUCAAGGGCAGGUGGUGCCUUACAAGCCUGAUUGAAUUGUUUAAGGCAGUAACAAAACACUUUGAUGAAGGUAGGGCAGUGGGUGUAGUGUAUAUGGAUUUCAGCAAGACAUUUGAUAAGGUUCCCCAUGCAAGGCUCAUUCAGAAAGUAAGGAGGGAUGGGAUCCAAGGAAACAUUGCUUUAUGGAUCCCGAACUGGUUUGCCCACAGAAGGCAAAGCGUGGUUGUAGAUGGGUCAUAUUCUGCAUGGAUGUCGGACACCAGUGGUGUUCCACAGGGAUAUGUUCUGGGAUCCUUAAUCUUUGUGAUUUUUAUAAAAUACCUGGACGAGGAAGUUGAAGGUUGAGUUAGGAAGUUUGCUGAUGACACAAAAGUUGGAGGCGUUGUGGAUAGUCUGGAGGGUUGUCAGAGGUUACAGCGGGACAUCAUAGGAUGAAGAACUGGGCUGAGAAGUGGCAGAUGGAGUUCAAUGAAGAUAAGUGUGAGGUGGUUCAUUUCGGUAGGUCAAAUUUGAAGAUAGAGUAUGAUAUUAAUGGUGAGACUCUUGGCAGUGUGAAGGAUCAGAGGGAUCUUGGGGUCCGAGUCCAUAGGAUGCUCAAAGUUGCUGCACAGGUUGAUUCUGUGGUUAAGAAUGCGUACAGUGUAUUGGCCUUCAUCAAUCGUGGGAUUGAGUUUAAGAGCCGAGAGGUAAUGUUGCAAGCUGUAUAGGACCCUGGUCAGACUCCACUUGGAGUACUGAGCUCAGUUCUGGUCGCCUCACUACAGGAAGGAUGUGGAAACUAUAGAAAGGGUGCAGAGGAGAUCUACAAGGAUGUUGCCUGGAUUGGGGAGCAUGCCUUAUGAGAAUAGGUUGAGUGAACUCGGCCUUUUCUCCUUGCAGUGACGGAUGAUGAGGGGCAUUGUGGACAACCAGAGGUUUUUUCCCAGGGCUGAAAUGGCUAACAUGAGGGGUCAUGGCUUAAGGUGCUUGGAAGUAGAUACCGAGGGGAUGUCAGGGGUAAGUUUUUCACACAGAGAGUGGUGUGCACUGCCAGCGAGGGUGGUGGAGGUGGGUACAAUAGGGUCUUUUAAGAGCCUCUCAGAUGGAGCUUAGAAAAAUAGAGGGCUUUGCAGAAGGGAAAUUCUAGGCAGUUUCUAGAGUAGGUUACGUAGUUCCACUACAUUGUGGACCAAAGGGGCUGUAAUGUGCUGUAGGUUUCAGUAUCACUGGGAUUAAUAUGGACCAGGACUAUAUCACCCACCCCUUGAAGAAUGCGAGAUAUCCAUAACCUUGGCACUUGGGAGUAGACGUACCAUUCCGGUGCCUCAUGGAAUCCGCAGUCUGCUCCUCUCACUGUGGAACCCCCUUCCCUUCCGAGCCCGGUCGCUGCAGCUUCCCUCUGCGAGGUGUUCCCUUCACCCCACAACAGUAUCCAAAGCGAUGUUAUUGAGGGGAAUGGCCGCCAAUUCCCUUUCCCUCUGACAGCCAUCUAGGUACCUGUCCCCGACAACUUAGAGUGACUACCUCUCUCUGUUUCAUAUCUAUCACCUCCUCCUUCUCCCGUAUGAGCCAAAGAUAUCAAGCUGCAGCUCCCGUUCCUUAACACAGCCUCUUGGUGAACUUUGUGCAAAUGUAGGUAUCAUACGACAGGAAGUCCCAUAUCUCACAAGGAACGUACCACUACCUCUGGAUGUGUGAUUAGCAUACUGGCUAUGUACUAACAGAAAAGAAAAUUUACUAGAAAUUUUCUUACUUGCUUACUUACCCCCACCCCGGCUUGCCCAAGCUAGACCACUCUAACAAUGCCCCUCUCCAACAAUGGCCACUCUGCUCACACUUCCCUGCUGAAAAGGAGCUAAAAGCUCCAGAACUCUUUUUACACCUUGUGCUGUGUCACGAACAAACAAUUUCUUGCACUGAUUUCAGCCAGUGAAAAAGAAACUGAAAGCUCCCGAGCUCUUUUAAAGCCUCAAGCUGGUUCACCAACGACCAAACUCACUGAUGAACCCUCCCCAUCAAGCUGGUAAUUCCAGAGCUCUUUUAAAGCCUCAAGCUGGUUCACUAAAGAACAACUUCCCGUGCUGAUUUCAGCUUUCUGAGGAGGCGGGCUCCAGAUCAGGCCCCAGUGCAAGGCAACGGCCAGUGAGAGUAGGUCUGGUUGCCAGGAUUGGAGCAGGAACAGCCAUUGAAACGUCAUUCAUUUCAGCACUCAAGGCUUAACCGUUAGGGAGGGUGAACACGAUGCGCUUUGCAUCUGGGCACUGAGGGAAGGCCGGGACUGGUAGCUCAGUGUUCGACUGUACGGUGUGGGUCAGCAAGAAGGGGCAGUUGCCCUCUUACAUAGAGAGGAUGUAACGGUGGUGCUUAGGGUCAAUGUUCCCAGGGAAAUCGUUCAGUGACGCCACAUGGGCAGAACUAACACACAAGCAGGGGAGGGUCUCUGAUGAGAGGUGUCACAGUAGUCAGAGUACAUAGAAUACUACUGUCCAGUACAUGUUGUGCCAACCCUCCAACCUACUCCAAAAUCAUUCUAACCCCUGCCUCCAUUUUUCUAUCAUCUACAUGCCCAUCUAAGAGUCUCUUAAAUGUCCCUGGUGAGUCUAUGUCAACUCCAGUCCUGGCAGCACAUUCCAUGCACCCAUCUCGCCUAGACAUCUGCCUAGAUCUUCCUCCAAUCACCCUCAAAUUCAUUUCCACCCUGGGAAAAUGUCUCUCCCUGUCCACUCGAUCUAUGUCUCUUAUUAUGCUGUGCACCUUAUCAAGUCACUUCUCGUCCUCCUUCGCUCCAGAGAAAAGCCCAGCUCCCCCAUCCUUUCCUCAUAAGUCGUUCUCCUUAAUCCAGGCAGAUGCUGCCGACUCGCCUCUGCAACCUCUCUAAGGCUUCCACGUCCAUCCGAUAAUGAGGCGACCAGAACUAAACACAAUACUCCAAGUGUGAUCUGCCAGGGCUUUAUAGAGCUGUAACGUUACCUCACAGCUCUUGAAUUCAAUCCCCUGACGAAUGAAGGCCAACACAUCAUACUCCUUAACAGCCCCAUCAACGUGUGUGGUAGCUUUGAGAGAUCUAUGGAUGUGGACCCCAAGACACUAAUUAAGAGUAAAAGGAUGGUCAUGGAGAGAGCAGGGUCCUGUCAAGGGAUCAGCAGAGCUACCGAUGUUUUGAGCUAAAGGUGAACGUUUUGCCUCUGAGUUUAGUGAGGAAAAAACCUCAGUUGCUCAGUCGAUGAGGGGAAGAUGAUUUGGAGGACACUCAUAUUACCCCAGAGGAGGUAUGUGCAGCAUUAAAGUGGCCAGGGCCUGACUGAGUGCACCCUUGGAUGUUGGGAGGCUGAAGAAGGAAUUGUGGAGCCCCGUGCAUAGACCUUGGCUUCACUGCCAGCCCCUGAAGACCGGAAGGUGGUUGGUGUUGUUCUAUGUUUAGCAAGUGUAGCAAGAACAAACCAGAUCAGUCAGAUCGACCUCAAUGGUGAAGAAGUUACAGAGGGAAUUCUAUGGAACAGGAUCUAGCAGCCUUUGGGUGGACGACUUCCCACACGCAAAGCCAUGCUGACUCCUGCUAAUGAGAUCAGAAUGCUGAAUCCAUCUGGGUCGGGAUUAGGAAUAGUACAGGGAAAUAAAAUCACUGAUGGGAGUUGUGUGUCGGCCACUGAAUAAUAACAUUAUAGUGGCACAGGCAUUAAUCAGAGAAAUAUCUGAGGCAUGUAAGAAUGGAACAGCAGUUAUCGUGGGGGACUUUAAGUUGCACAUAGAUUGGGUGAAUCAAGUUGGUUGAAGCAGUCUUGAGGAAGACUUAAUAGAAUGCAUCCGUGAUGGCUUUCCUGAACAGCCUGUUACUGAACCUACAAGGGAACGUGCUAUCGUAGAUCUGGUCCUGUGCAAUGAGGCAGGUAAAAUCAGCAAUCUGGUCAUUGGGGAUCCUCUUGGGAAGAGUGACCAUGAUUUCUCAUACAAUUGAAGGGUGCAAUAGUUCGAACUAAACCCUUCUUCUUCCACUGUCCGUCGAUUUUCGAUGAUGACUGAGGCCGCCUGGGCAAGGUUUAUGGAAGACUGGCAGUUGCCCAUGCUGCAAGUCUCCCCUCUCCACGCCACCGAUGUUGUCCAAGGGAAGGGCACUAGGCCAAUACAGCUUGGCACCAGUGUCGUCGCAGAGCAAUGUGUGGUUAAGUGCCUUGCUGAGGCUUGAACUAGCGACUUUCAGAUCACUAGGCCAACGCCUUAACCAUUUGGCCACGUGCCAAGUGGGUCUAAAACCAGUGUGUUAUGUAUAAAAAAUGGAGACUACAAUGGGAUGAGGGAGGAUUGGCUAAUGUAGACUGGGAACACGGGCUAUAUGGUGGUGCAGUUGAGGAACAGUAGAAGAGAUUUUUCACGGUGCUCAACAAAAGUAUAUUCCAGUUAAAAGCAGGGACAGUAAGGGUGGGGAGAGCCAGCCAUCGACAACCAAGGAAAUAAAGGAAGGCAUCAAACUAAAAGCUCGUGCGUACAAAGUCGCCAAGAGUAGUGGGAAACUUGAAGAUUGAGAAAACUUUAAGAAGUAACAAAGAACCACUACUAAAGAAAGGGAAGACAGAUUAUGAAAAUAAACUAGCACAAAUAUAAAAAUGAAUUUGAAAAGUUUUUAUCAUUACAUAAAGCAGAAAAGGGCGGCCAAAGUGAAUGUAGGUCUCUUGGAGGAUGACAAGCGGGAAUUGAUAUUGGAUUCAGAAAAGGAUGUAGGCAAAAGGCAGGUAACUAUAGGCCAGUUAGUUUAACAUCUGUAGUUGGGAAAAUGCUUGAAGCUAUCAUUAAAGAAGAAAUAAUGAGGCAUCUGGAAAGAAAUAGACCCAUCAAGCAGAUGCAGAUGGA
Messenger RNA from Hypanus sabinus (Atlantic stingray), 9585 nucleotides. RefSeq lists its product as uncharacterized. The coding region runs from base 725 to 2074 and encodes 449 amino acids. The record is from RefSeq and is a predicted model, not a curated record. Lineage: Eukaryota; Metazoa; Chordata; Chondrichthyes; Myliobatiformes; Dasyatidae. The transcript is spliced from 2 exons.